CAUCGGAACAGAAUGUGGGAUGUGAUGAUGUAAUUUCGGUCACUUCUUUCACCGGAAGACGAGUUAUAGGACAGAUUCACAGGAAGCUACACACUGUACGGUCAUUUGGAUCCAGUUACAUCUGCAGUGGGAGAACUUGACAAACAGGUUGUGGCACCGCCUUUUUAAACCCGAAACCACUCUCUCUAUAUAUUCGCACACUCUCCGCUCCCAGGAAAAGAAGAACCAAGACAAGGGCUGAAACACUCAUCAAGGGGCGAAACUCAACUCGCCUGAUUUUACAGCGCAGCCAAUCCCCGGCAAGCAGACGCUUCCCUAAGCCGAUCAGCCCGGAAUUAAAGCAGGGCACUCACAGAGGAGAAACAAGAAACCUUUUCAUUUCAUCUCCACAAAGCCUCGCCAAGAUGAUGCAGCUCACAGAAACCACAGCUCAGAGGAACUCCCUCUUCAACGCCAUGAACCGGUUCAUCGGUGCCGUUAACAACAUGGACCAGACCGUCAUGGUGCCCAGCCUGCUGCGGGACGUCCCGCUGGAGGAGGACAGUGAGAUGACCAAGUCCCUGAAAUCAUACGAGGACGAGGGGGACAUGUACAGUUACUACCAGCUCCUCAAGUCCAUCCGCAGGGACAUCGAGUGGGGCGUCAGGUGCGCUGCAGCGGACGAGAGGCGCAAAGAGAGCAUGAAGAUCAGGCGCAUGAACUCGUCCGCCUCCACAACAUCCUCCAUAUCAUCAUCAUCAUCAUCAUCACUGUCCGAGGAGGACGAGGAAGAGGAAGAGGAGGAGGAUUUGCAGAAGCAGUUCCAGUACCACCUUACCGGGCUGCAAGGAGUGUUGUCCAAGCUCACAAAGCAGGCUAACGUCCUCACCAAGCGCUACAAACAGGAGCUUGGCAUCGGAGGAUGGGGCCAAUAAGCUCGGAGCCCUCAGAGACUGAAACCCCAGAUUGUUUUCUCCUGGAGUGGACUUGUUGAACUGACUUUUCUCAGUGGGCCUUUCUGCUGCUGCCGUUACUACCGAUGACAUUUGUGGACAACAUUUGAAUGGUAGAGAAAAAGAGGCAGCGUGUGUCUCCCUUCAGGCCCCACAUGGUGUUACUGGUUACUGUUUACUGGUAUUAUUGACUGUAGAUGUGUUGAUCCUGAUGAAUGCAUUUUUUGUACUUAACGCCAAACUUAUUUUGCACUCCACAAGUUUUGUACACAUCAUGCAUCCAGCUCCUGUGAUAACGCAGAUGAAACAUAUUUAAAACCUUUAUUUAAUGUAUUUAUUACCUCACACUGUAUAGUUUGAAAUGUUAUUUCGCAGUUGGAGAGGAAGUGGACUGCAUGAACUACAGGACCUGUCUGUCUGAACCGCCCCUCUGAGGAGGAGGAUACUGACAAAAGAUUUAGCUUCCUGCUUGUGUUGCUGAUGAUGUUAGUGUGUUCAGAUGUGUUUGUCUUUGUAUGACCAGUGCCAUUCAGAUCUGAUGUGUCUGUGUCUUUAAAUUAUAUGUCCAGCUUUGUUGUCCUUUGUCCCAGCUGUCAUGUCUAUGUCUGUGUCUUAAUGUAAAAAACCGGAGUCAAAUGCCUUGUAUGUGUCCGCAUACUCAGCAUAUACGGUGAUUCUUAUUGUGCUUGCAUGGAUGGAGGCAGAUGCUUACUGUAGCCGCCUGUGAUCUCCUAAUGGCCUACAUGGCCAGUGAAGCAGAAUCGACUGUUAAUGCUUAUGCAUAAAGAAUAAUGAGGGUUUUUCACAACACGCUUUGUUGUUAUUGUCAUUAAUUUGCUAUUACGAUGGUAAUACUGGACGUGUCCAUCUGUCAAAAUAAGCAAAUGCUUUUGUAUUCAACUUCUGCAUCAUUUUUGUACUGGUAUUUGUUUCUAAAAAAAUAAACUUUUAUAUAAAAGUUCA
This is a messenger RNA of Epinephelus lanceolatus (giant grouper), 1895 nucleotides long. Its product is annotated as mid1-interacting protein 1-B-like. Gene Ontology annotation, biological process: regulation of lipid biosynthetic process. Lineage: Eukaryota; Metazoa; Chordata; Actinopteri; Perciformes; Serranidae. Gene Ontology annotation, cellular component: cytosol. The record is from RefSeq and is a predicted model, not a curated record.